This is a messenger RNA of Arabis nemorensis, 1782 nucleotides long. NCBI's taxonomy places the organism in Eukaryota, Viridiplantae, Streptophyta, Magnoliopsida, Brassicales, Brassicaceae. The record is from the annotation of a GenBank genome assembly.
AUGGCAAAUUCCGACUUUGGAUCAGUGGAAGCAGACACAAGCAUGUACGGACAAAAACCUCAAUUGGAUUUACCAAUCGUUAAGUCUUCUUCACUUGUGGAGGAUUUGUACAAGUCAAGAAGUAAACUUGGUGGGUUCUUAGAGAAGAUAAGUCAUUUGGAGUCUGAAAAAGCAAGAGCAGAAAUUGAGCUGUCCGAGGCAAAGAAGUCGGUCGAGGAGCUCACAUUACUGAUAGAGAGCUCGAAUCAUGGUGUAAAGUUUCGGGAAAAUGAUACGGAAGCUUUGAAGAUAUAUAGAAAGGUCGAGGAAAAUGGAAACUAUGCGCAACUUAUGAGAGAUUUGGUGGCUGUUAAAGAAGAACUGAUUAGGCUAAAGCUUGAUGUCGAUUGUGUUUUGAGGGAGAGAGUUGCAGCAGAGAAAGAAGUCGAGGAGUUGCGGUUUAAAACGGAAGGGAAUUUGAGAUUGUUGGAGAGUCUUAAGAAAGAGAUCGAGGUGGUUAAUGAGGAACAUUUUUUGGUUGAAUUGGGAAAGAUCGAGGCAUUGAAUGAAUGUAAAGAGAUAGAAAGGUGGAAAGAAGGUAAAGGGAAAGAGGUUUUCGAUUUGUUGGUGAAAAAGAAUAAGAGAAUCGAGGAAAUGCUGGAAGAGGCGGAGAGAUCAAAGGAUAUUGAGAAUAAGUUGUUUGAGGCGACUUCGGAUGUUGAGAUGUUAGAAACACAACUAAAGCUUGUCAAGAAAAUGGAGAGGAGAGUUCACAGGAGAGAAAAGAGCAUGUCGCGAUCAAACCGUGCUUUUGAAAGUUUAUCGGUUUUGAAACAAGUAACAGAAGCAACUGAAGCAAAAAAGAAAGAACUUGCUUCUGUUAACGCAGAACUCUUCCGGCUUAUGGCUGCAAUGGAUCUGUUGAGGAAUGAAAUUCUCCAAGCCAAAGAAGAAACAGCUCGGCUCAACAAGAACUUAUGGAAAUAUGAUGUUAAGAUUCAGAAACUCAGUUCAAAGAUGCUUAUGGCAAAAUCGAAACUGGAAGUAGUAUUAUCCGCCAAAGAAAGAAUUAGCUCUCUUGCUGACAAUUUAGCUGCUUCGCUUGAGAAGUUAAAGAGAAACCGAGAAGCUGCAAAAAAAGAGGAGCGUCUUCUUAAAGAAGAGAAGACGGUUACAAAAGCGGAAACACAGAAAACCAAACUCGAGAUAGACGAAAAGGAAAUAGAGCUGAUUUCAAAGUUGGAUGAGCUCGAGAAAGCGAAUCAAGCAGAGGCUUUAGUGCUUGAGAAGCUUGAAUCUCUCAUAGAAGAUACAAUGGAAACUCGGGAAAUGGAGUCUGAGCAUUGUUCAACAAUCACAAUAUCGAGGUUUGAGUAUGAGUACUUGAGUAGACAUGCUUCUCAAGCAGAAGAAGCCGCAGAGAAGAAAGUUGCAGCAGCAGAAGCCUGGGUUGAAGCACUCAAAGCUAGCACAAAAUCGGUUUUGAUGAAGACGGAAACUUUGAUGAGAGAGAGUGGAAUGACUAGAGUGGAAGAAGAGAGAGAAGCAUUUAGGACGGAAAGGUUGUUAUCGACCAAGAGAGUGGCCGAGGGCGAGAUUCAGAAGUUUAAGCAGAAUCCGGAAGCCGGAAGCUAUCUUUCUCCUAAACCGGUUGGAAAAUCCGUGAGGCUGAGCGGGAAAUUCACACCGGUACAGCGAGGGAAGCCAAGAAGAUACUCAUCAGCAGGGACUCCGAGUUUCUUUGUAAUCAAGAAGAAGAAGAAAGUUCCGAGCCUGGUCAAGCUUUUUGGUCGCAAAAGGUAA